Messenger RNA from Cetraspora pellucida, 1320 nucleotides. Lineage: Eukaryota; Fungi; Glomeromycota; Glomeromycetes; Diversisporales; Gigasporaceae. The record is from the annotation of a GenBank genome assembly.
AUGGUUGAAACUAAAGAAUCUCAUGAAACUUUUUACAUUGUUCAGCUAAGAAGAUGGUUUACAGCCUGGGAGUCUAUCAAGUCUUCAUCUAAGAUGCAUGCAGUUGUUUCUAUAAUUAUUUGUUUAUUAUCACUUGCAUUUGGUAUUACUCUUUUAGUCUCACAUCAGUAUGGCUUCGAGUCAAAACUUAACGACAUUAUUUCAACUUCGGUUUUUGGAACAGGAAGUAUUAUGACAUUUUUUGGGAGUCUGAUGUCUCUUAGAAAUCUUUUUCGUAUGGACAGUUUAAAUAUAAUGGAUGAAAUAUAUAACAAGGAAAAGGGUCUAAGUAUUAAAAGAAGUUUAAGUUAUUGGGAUCCCGCUGUAAGUUACCUCAGCCUCUCAUUGUCUACAGAAUAUUUAAUACAUAUGGUUAAAGAAGUCUAUGAGAAAGUGAUUGGUCUUGAUUUAUCUAAACACUUUUCCAAAGUAUACGAUGAUGAGACGAUAUUAAAAGGUUCUGAUUACUAUAUCGAACAACUUAGUGUUAAUACAGAAGAAGCACUCCUUAAAAUAACGGAAAAAGUACUUAAAGACCAGAAAGAGAGGGAUGAGUCGAAGUCGAGGACCGAAGGGGGUAAAAAGAUGGAUGAGUCGAAUAAAAUGAUUGAUGAGGCGAAUAAAAGAUUUCUGGAACAAUAUGCAAAAACUUUACUUAAACGUAGAGCUGAUGAUAUAUAUCAACAGUUAUAUGAACUGUUAACGACCAAUAUUACUGAUAUAAAUCAUUGGAAAAAAAUAGAAUACGAAGCGAAACUUUAUAGAAAGCCUUUAUAUUUCAUGAAAAAUCUGGCAGAAAAUACAAAAUAUACGUUGAUUAUUCAUACUUUAUGGACUAUUGCGUUUUCAUUGAUUUUUAUAUCACUUGCUGUAAUUGCCUUUUUCAAUUUAACCAACGAAUCCAACAGUUCUAUAUUUUUAGUUAUAGAUGUUACACUCAUAAGUAUUUCAUCGUUCUGUUUAUUAUGCUCAGUGUAUUCAUUCAUUAUAAAUACGACAAUUGUUCCUAAUUUGAUAGAGGACAUUAAUUCUCAUGAACAUGACAUUUUUGAAGAUACUAUAGAUUUAAAUUGUGCAAUAUUUAAAGAACGACACACUAUAAAGUACGGAUUAAGGUUAUUUUUAUUUUAUUCCUCAUUCUUUUUUUCUUUUUUUCUUGGUAUGCUUGUAAAUAAGAAAGGAAAAUUAAUGUUGAAAAGAACUGACAUUAGUGGAUUAGAGAAUGAGAUUUUAAUGCGCCUUCUUUAUUGUAGCGAUCAAAGUGAUAUUGAAUUACUUUGA